AUGCAUCUCCAUGAUAUCAUUGCACGUGUGUUCAAACAAAAAUUGAAAUCUCUGAUGAAAUUGAUUACACAUUACUCGGUAUUUGGUGAAACACGAUGUUGGCUUUAUUCUGUUGAAUGGCAAAAACGAGGUUUACCUCAUGCGCAUAUUUCGAUUUGGUUGGUGGACAAAGUACGCCCAGAAAAAAUUGACAAAAUUAUUUCAGCGGAAAUUCCAAAUCCGAAUGUUGAUCAAGAAUUGUUUGACAUUGUGACUACUAAUAUGAUCCAUGGUCCAUGUGGUUCUCUCAACAUGAUGUCACCAUGUAUGGAUAAUGGAAAAUGUACGAAACGUUUUCCUAAACCAUGUCAAACUGACACUAUCACCAAUAUCGAUGGUUAUCCAUCUUACCGUCGUAGAGAUGUAGACAAUGGCGGUCAAUCAUAUGAAUUGCGUCUAUCAAACGGUGUAAGAGUUGACGUCGAUAAUCGCUGGGUGGUUCCAUACUCACCAUUGCUGUGCAAAACCUAUAAAACACACAUAAACGUUGAGUUAUGCAGUUCGGUGAUGUCUAUCAAGUACAUUUGUAAGUACGUUCAUAAGGGCAGUGAUAAAGCUAUAUUUGCUGUUCAGAAUGUAAAUAAGAAUGACGAAAUAAUACAUUAUCAAAUUGGACGAUACAUAAGUAGUAAUGAAGCUAUUUGGCGAAUUUUUACAUUUCCUAUAACUGAAAGGGAUCCUGCUGUUGUACAUUUGGCUGUGCAUCUUGAAAAUGGACAGCGUGGUUAUUUCACAGAACAGAAUGCACUACAACAAGCUUUAACAGCCCCAAAAACAACUCUUACUGAAUUUUUCAACCUUUGUAAUCGACAAGAUAUUGUUGGUGAAUUUGCAAAGACAUUAAUGUAUACUGAUGUUCCUAAAUUUUUUACAUGA
Molecule: messenger RNA, 915 nt
Organism: Parasteatoda tepidariorum (common house spider)
Lineage: Eukaryota; Metazoa; Arthropoda; Arachnida; Araneae; Theridiidae
Source: RefSeq, a predicted model, not a curated record